UACCAGUUUGUUUACCAAAAAAUAGGGAAAAAAUGACAGACGACGUGGCGGAAUCUCCGCAAAACAGAACGCGCUUUCUCGUCGUAAAUGCCGAUGAUUUUGGAUACUGUGAUCAAAGAAACCGUGGUAUAGUAGAGUCGUUUCAAAACGGAGUAGUUUCUAGCGCUAGUCUUCUUCCAAACGCUCAUAGGGCUUUAGAAGCGGUACAGUUGUCUGAGGAAUAUCGAAUACCCCUCGGUCUUCACCUUAAUCUGACCGAGGGAAGACCAAUAGAAACACUUAACAACACCCUUACGUCAGAGAAAGGUUUACUGAGGGGAAAGUUUAAAUUUAGAGAAGCGCUGAAAAAUGGAGAGAUAGAUCUGGAUGAGAUUAAAGAUGAAGUACAGGCUCAGCUGCAGUGGUUUGUUAGCACUGUAGGAUCAUUACCCACACAUAUCAAUGGACAUCAGCAUGUUCAUGUCAUACCACAGGUGUGUGAAAUUCUUGCCACAGUCAUGAAAGAGAAUGGAGUUCAUUGGACAAGAAUACCAGUGGAACGCAACCUAGAUGAAUGCGUAUGGAUUGAAGAAUCAAGGAAACAUUUCUACAAAUCUGUCAUAACUGAGGCAGAGGAUGCCAAAGUGGUUUUCUUGAGUCAUGGAAUAAGGUUUGCAAAUAACUUCAUUGGCCUCAGCACCCUUGGAAAAGAUAUGAGACUCCCAAGACUUGCAAAAGCCAUAGAAAAUGUAUUCAUACAACAAGAGUUACAUGAUAUUGUUAAAAAGGACUGUAAAACUGUGUGUGAGCUUAUGGUGCACCCUGGGUAUAAGAGUAUUAUGGGUUGUGGAGGGUGUGGUGAAGGACCUGAUUUGUUUGCCUGCUCUUCUGACAGGGAGCACGAAUUGACAACACUUGAGAGCUCUGACCUCAAAGAGUUCCUAAAAUCUAACAAUAUUUCAGUAUGCUCAUUUAAGGAAUUGCAAUAACCCUUCUAAACCCUAAACCCUCCUUCUUCUUAAGUUAGACUAAACUGUAUUUAGAAAUUGUAUUUACAGUGAGUUAUUUAUGAAAAUGUCAUUUAAUAUUUAUUUAUUUAACAAUAAAGAAUAAUUUAUUUUAAGUUAAGCUUAAGCAUCUUUAUUUAAGUCUGUGGAUCACCAAAUCUACAAAAAUCAUAAGACAACCUGUAUGUAUAGGACUACAUUUUCAGGUAUCCAGUAUGUAUUUAAUAAAUACUUAAUAAAUAUUUACUAUUUUAACUCUAACUCAUCCUCAGUCUGGUCUCAAAUCUCUAUUGCCUCAUCAUAUAUUUUUAGGAUGAAUAAGUGGCUAAAAUCAAAACUUUAUUCCAAAAUAAUGCCAGCUCCUCUGCAAUAACAUUUAAGUACAGUGAAGAAGAUCAGCAGUGUGGUGUUGUUGUACCAAGCUAUUGCAGCUCCAGUGACAAAAACUGCUAAAUUGUGGAAUCUGAACCUCAAACGUCUAGUGUGCCAUACAAAACUAGCACUAGGUAGAAAAAUGAAAGACAUACUUGAGAGGCUUGAAAUGAAUGUAUUGAUAGCUGUAUUAUGUCAAGAUACAAUUCCUUAUGAAAGCAUAAGUAACAAACAACAUAAUGAUAUUCCUGUUGAGGACAUAAUUAGUUUAAAUUAAUAACAUUGUUUUUAGACAUUUGUCAUUGACAAAGAGGCGAAGAAUCAGCUAAUAUUAACUUUAUUCUCCUGAUCAAAUGAAAUUGAAAUGCAGUCUAUAUGGUUUCUCACAAAACAUAUUCCUGUGUUAACGUGAAAUGAAAAUAGACUGAAA
Messenger RNA from Orbicella faveolata, 1788 nucleotides. Its product is annotated as carbohydrate deacetylase-like. NCBI's taxonomy places the organism in Eukaryota, Metazoa, Cnidaria, Anthozoa, Scleractinia, Merulinidae. Gene Ontology annotation, molecular function: deacetylase activity. The record is from RefSeq and is a predicted model, not a curated record. Gene Ontology annotation, biological process: carbohydrate metabolic process.